AGUUUGCUGAAGUCUUUAUUUUAAUUCUCAGCUCUGUGGCGUUGUCAUACAGCAGUCAGAGUGAAGGCAGUAGGGCCCUCCUCUUGACACAAAUGAGGAAGUUCAGCUCUGAGCUUGUCGCAGCUUCCUUUUACAGCUUUGUGAGACAAGGGAUGAACACGUGAAAGAAUGGACUUAUAGAAGUAACACACAAUGAGGAGGUAAAAAUUUGCCUGGGCGACAAACCGAGUCGAGAUUUGGUUUUGCUGGAUUAUUGUUUGUCAGGUGCAAAACUCUUUAGUUCAGGGUCUGGAGUGAAGGACAGGAUGCAAAGUUAUCAGCCUUGGUACCAUGGCAAUAUAACUCGAUCCAAAGCAGAGGAUCUUCUCUCCAAAGCAGCAAGAGAUGGCAGCUUCCUUAUCCGGGCCAGUGAGUCCAUUCAGGGAGCGUAUGCCCUCUGCGUUCUAUACCAGAACUGUGUGUACACAUACAGGAUCCUGCCCAAUGAGGAUAAGAAGCUCUCUGUCCAGGCAUCUGAAGGAGUUCCUAUCAGGUUCUUCACUGUGCUGCUUGAGCUGGUGGAGGCCUAUUACAGUCCCAACAUGGGACUGGUCACACAUCUGCAGUACCCCGUCCAGAGAGAGGAGGAGGUGGACGAGGAGCAAGAGUCCAACAAUCUUCCACCGCAGCUUCCACCCAGGAACUUCCCCUUCAACGAUGUGAAGGACAGUGAAUCCAAGUCCUCUGAACAGCCCUGCAAAUCUCUAUCGGACACCUACCUGAUGAGGCUGCAGAAUAUCGACCUGUCCACGAUACCUGAUGAGCAUCAAAUGGCCAUCCAAGAAUAUUUCAGGACUUCAAUCUGCUUGGAUGUUGAACAAAUACAGAACGGUAACCCCAACCUCCCUGGACUAAAGAAGCUAAUCAUGUCAAUCUGCAAGACUCUAUACAGUGAAAUUUCCCAUGUUCUGCCAUCUCUGGAAGUCUUCAAUAAAACAUUGGACCAACAGCUCUCACCAGGAGGUGGCCAAUGUCCAAAGCAAAUUUCCAUCGAUUCAGGUCAGUCUGUGCCCUUUAGGCUUGAGCAACUGACAAAACUGCUGUACUCCAUAGAAGAUAAGGCAAAGAGUUCUAUGUUUGAGUCUGUUGGACAUGAAGGAGGUCACAGGAAAUCUCUCAUCCCGGUUGUCAUGUUUGAGGUCAAGCAAGAAUCCCUUGGUAUUUCCACAAAGAUGUCAUUGAAAGUGGAUGUAGAAAGUGGGAAGCUCUACUUCAAGAAGUCAAAGGAUGGGCCGGACGACAAAUACUUUGUGCACAAUAAAAUCCUGCAGCUGGUGAAAUCUCAGAAAAUGCACACCAAACUUGUCAUCGUGUUGGAGACGGAGAAAGAGAAGAUUUUGCGUAAAGAGUUUGUGUUUGAUGACACAAAGAAAAGAGAGGGAUUUUGCCAACUGCUUCAGCAAAUGAAGAACAAACACUCUGCAAAACCUGAACCUGACAUGAUCUCAGUGUUUGUUGGCACCUGGAACAUGGGAAAUGCCAGCCCUCCCCACAACAUGGAGUCCUGGUUUCAGUGUAAAGGCCAAGGAAAGACCAGAGACGACACGGCAGAUCACAUCCCACAUGAUUUUUAUGUCAUUGGGACGCAGGAGGAUCCUUUGGGUGAGAGGGAGUGGGCCGACACAGUGAAAGGAGUCCUGCGGAACAUCACAAACAUCAGCUUUAAACAGGUGGCAAUUCACACUCUGUGGAACAUUCGGAUUGUGGUCCUGGCCAAGCCCGAGCACGAGAACAGGAUCUCCCACCUUUUCUCUGACAGUGUGAAGACAGGCAUCGCCAACACACUGGGAAACAAGGGAGCAGUGGGAGUGUCCUUCAUGUUCAACGGGACAUCUUUUGGCUUUGUCAACAGUCACCUGACCUCAGGAAGUGAGAAGAAACUCAGACGUAAUCAAAACUACACCAACAUCCUGCGGUUUCUGAAUCUGGGAGAUAAGAAGCUAAAUCCCUUUGACAUAACAAAUCGCUUCACCCACCUCUUCUGGCUCGGUGAUUUGAACUACCGUGUUGAAUUCCCAUCUACAGAAGCUGAGUACAUUGUGUCAAAGAUCAAACAGCAGCAGUACCAGGAACUUCUCUGUAAAGACCAGCUCAGCAUUGAGAGGAAUGAUGGAAAGGUCUUUCUGCAUUUUGAUGAGGAGGAAAUCACGUUUGCACCAACCUAUCGUUUUGAGAAAGAUACGCGAGAGAAGUACGCCUACACAAAGGCCAAAGCCACAGGGACUAAAUACAAUUUACCCUCAUGGUGUGAUCGUGUCCUGCGGAAGUCCUACCCUCUGGUUCAUGUUGUCUGCCAAGCAUACGGGUGCACCAAUGAUAUCAUGACAAGUGACCACUCACCUGUAUUUGCCUCGUUUGAAGUCGGAGUUGCUUCACAGUUUGUCUCCAAGCAAGAUCCAAACAGUGCGCCUCAAGGUGGAAUACAGAUCAUGAACUGCAUGGCCACGUUGUUGACAAAAUCAAAGACCAAGUUCUUCAUCGAGUAUCACUCCAGCUGCUUGGAGAAAACUGUGAAGACGUCAGAGGGAGAGAACACAGAGCACUCAGAUGGGUCCAUUAAAGUUUGGUUUAGCAACCAAGUGGUGCUCACCCCCAUCAUCUCUGACCCUGAGUACCUUUUGGACCAGCACAUCCUCAUCUGUGUGAAGUCCACAGACUGUGAUGAGUCAUACGGUGAGGGCUGUGUUGCGCUGCGAGCUGCCGAGUUCUGCUACACAGAGUUCCAGGUCACACUGACUCACCAAGGGGAUAAGACGGGCACUUUGAUAGGCGGGAUCCAGUUACAGACCUCUGUGGGCAAACCAACAGAGAAGUUGUAUGAUUUCAUCAAAAUUGAAAGGGAUGACCCUGUUAGCUCCAAAGGCAAAGGCAACGACCCCAACAAGAACACCACCAUCCAAGCACAUGAUAUUUCUAACCCCAGUUACGUAGGAGUGAUGUACAAAAGUGGGAAACUGGUGGAUAAAGGUUGGAGUUACAGCAUGCCUACAAAAAGUCUUGCAAUCGCCGGGCAGGGGGUUAAGGACUCCAAGAAUAUCAGCACACGCAGUCCCACGGGGAAACCCUGUUCUAUGGAGGAGGAUGAAAAGUCAGAGAUGUUUGACAACCCACUGUACGAUUCAAUGGCAAAAUCUCACAGUAGGAGCAAGGACAAAGACCUCCACAAGAAAGAUCACCUCACACCUCUGGACCCAUCGCUUCCACCCUCCAAAUCAGCAGAUGGAGACCCUGACCGCCCCCCAGUGCCCACCCCACGCAACCGCUCCUUCACCUGCUCUGAGAACAAGUCUCAGCCUCCGAUCCCCAGCGUUUCACAUUCCUCAGCUCACAAGAAACCAGUGGUGCCCUCGCGUUCCGAGGGCGGGAUGGCACACAACCGGCCUCCUUUGCCGGCCAAGUCCCGACCAGGCAUUCCGGAUCCCCAGACCCCUAAACCCAGAGACUACAGAGACAGCACCGACCUCCCCAACAAACUCAGGCCGCCUGCAAGACCUGGCCAGUCACAGGCUCACAAAGAGAUACAUCCUGAAGUUCCUAAGAUGGGCCGCUCUGUGAAGUGAGAUCUGAACUCAGCGCUGCUCCUCAUUGACUGUACAGCUUUCUGCCCUGCAUGUCUGGAAACAGGAAAUACACAAAGGAAAACUUUCUGUGUCACUGAUGAGGGACUAUUCACUUUGGGAAAUACUCAUAUUUUCUGUUUUCUGCUGAGAUUUAGCUGAGAAACUUGAUUCCUGUCUCAUAUUUUUCUUUUCAAAAUGAAGCUGUGGCCAAUGCUCGCUAGCUUAGGUUUGCAUAAAGGCUGGAAACAGGGGGGGGGGGCUGAUCACACAUAUGCAAACGUGUCAGUGCCAACUUCCUGUUCACUUCCAAUCUACACAAGCAAGGGGUGAAUGAAACAUUUGCCUCUUGUGAUGAUGCAAAUUGCCGCCAGGCUUGAUGGCUUUGAUGAACUUUGACCUGUGAUAUUUGCUUCACAUUCUCUUAGGUGUGACCAUAGCAGACACAGCUAGGCUGGCUCUACAUUGACACCUGUGGGCAAAGCCUGGUUUUACUUUUUUUUUAAUGUGCAUUGACCUGCUCCUCGGAAGGUUUAAUUUCCCAAGUUGUGAAGCUGUUAAGACUGCAGUGUGUUCAAGUCCUUAGAAGGUAAUGUUAUAGCUAUUCCUAAAAUAGUAUCAUUUUAUAGCUGAUGGCAUCAGCGACUCUGCUUGAUUUCCAAAUGUUUUCGACUUUCUUUCAAUGGCAUUCAGCUGAAUCUUUCCAGUCAGUAACUCACCUUUCUGAAAUACCGAUACCACAUGAACAUACAAUAAGUCUUUACUUUAAGCUAAGCUUCCAUCAUCCUUGAGAUACUGUAUGUGGUAUCAGUUUUGGUGGUGGUUAAUGAUUCUCUUUACCAAAGUGUGGAACUGUUGCUUUUUAGGGCGUAUGAAUAUCAGGUACACAUCUUCAGACCUAAUUGAAUGAAUGAAUUAGCACUAAUUGAACUCUGCUAUGAAACAAUUACAUGUCAUGUUGACUUUCACUCUAUACAGUAGCUAACGAAUGUGUACUGCACAGUAUUAACUUGCACAGACAUUGAUGUUUGUCUUGAAGAUGUGUAAUAAAU
This is a messenger RNA of Paralichthys olivaceus (Japanese flounder), 4648 nucleotides long. RefSeq names its product inositol polyphosphate-5-phosphatase D (gene inpp5d). Gene Ontology annotation, molecular function: phosphatase activity. NCBI's taxonomy places the organism in Eukaryota, Metazoa, Chordata, Actinopteri, Pleuronectiformes, Paralichthyidae. Gene Ontology annotation, cellular component: cytosol. Gene Ontology annotation, biological process: regulation of immune response; negative regulation of signal transduction; negative regulation of bone resorption. The record is from RefSeq and is a predicted model, not a curated record.